Rodentolepis nana is the source of this 2388-nucleotide messenger RNA. Lineage: Eukaryota; Metazoa; Platyhelminthes; Cestoda; Cyclophyllidea; Hymenolepididae. The record is from the annotation of a GenBank genome assembly.
AUGGAGCCAGACGGUUUUAAUCGAAACUUGUUUGACCGGCGUUCAACUGUUGCUUUCCCUGGUAUGGAGGGAAAGUACGUUGCGAAGGGUCAGUUUUCUGGAAAAUCGAUCGCUGUUCUGAGCAGUGGUGGUGAUGCUCAGGGUAUGAACGCGGCUAUUCGUGCUGUUGUUCGUAUGGGUAUCUACUGUGGUUGCCGAGUGUACUUCGUGAAAGAGGGUUAUCAAGGUUUGGUUGAUGGUGGGAAUAAUAUCAAGGAAGCAUCUUGGGCUGAUGUCUCUGGUAUUUCUCAACUGGGUGGCACUGUGAUUGGUUCUGCGCGUUGCAAAGACUUCCGCCAUCGUUCCGGUCGUGAGAAGGCUGCGUUGAACAUGGUGAAACACAACAUCCACAAUCUUGUAGUUAUUGGCGGCGACGGUUCUCUCACUGGUGCUAAUGAGUUCCGUGUGGAAUGGUCCUCCCUUCUCAAUUCGCUCGUUGAAACUGGUGCCAUCACAUCUGAGGAACGUACAAAUCAUGAGCACCUGAAUAUUGUUGGUAUUGUGGGAAGCAUCGACAAUGAUUUCUGUGGCACUGACAUGACAAUCGGCGCUGACUCCGCUCUUCAUCGUGUCAUCGAAGCCGCCGAUGCGAUUGUUACUACCGCUCAAUCACACCAACGUUGUUUCAUUCUCGAGGUCAUGGGUCGUAACUGUGGUUAUCUCGCAUUGCUCUCCGCUUUGGCAUCUGAGGCCGAUUGGGUCUUUAUUCCUGAAGUCCCACCAGCUGAAAAUUGGCCUGAGCUUUUAUGCUCUAAGGUUUCCAGGAACCGUGAGCGGGGUCAACGUGUAAGCAUUAUUAUGGUCGCCGAAGGAGCUCUUGAUCGUGAGAGCAAACCAAUUACUUGCGAUAUGGUGAAAAAUUUGAUUACCGAGAAGUUGGGUCUUGAUACACGAGUGACAGUCCUGGGUCAUGUCCAACGUGGUGGACGUCCAUCAGCCUUCGAUCGAGUUCUCGGUAUUCGUAUGGGUGCUGAGGCUGUUUUGGCUCUCAUGGAUGCUGAUAAGAAACCUGAUUUGCCAGCUUGUGUUAUUACCCUCGUUGGUAAUCAGGCCGUUCGUCUACCUCUGAUGCACUGUGUCGAAAAGACUCGUUCUGUGGCUGCUGCUAUUGCAAAACGCGACUUCGAACAAGCUGUGUUCUUAAGAGGAAGGAGCUUCAUGUCCAACGUGGACACUUAUUUAACCUUGUCUAAGAUUAACCCACCAGCUGUUGAAAACAGGAAUAAACUUCGUGUUGGUGUUGUCAAUGUUGGUGCUCCAGCAGGUGGUGUGAAUGCAGCAAUGCGUAGUUUCACGCGUAUUGCCAUCACCAAGGGUUAUCGUGUUAUGGGCAUCUUUGAGGGCUUCCAAGGCCUUGUCAAUGGAGAAGUCAAGGAUAUUCUCUGGGAUGAUGUCAGAGGAUGGGUCUCCCAAGGUGGCUCUAAUCUGGGUACUCGUAGACCAACUCCAAAGGAACUUGGUUUGGAUCUUGUCGCCGCCCGUUUGGCCGAAUUCAAGAUCAGCGGUCUAAUGGUGAUUGGUGGUUUCGAGGCCUUUGAAUGUAUGAUCGAUUUAGCUGAAGGAAGAAGUAAAUACAAGGAACUUUGUAUUCCUAUGAUCAUGCUACCUGCUACAAUUAGCAACAAUGUACCUGGAACGGAUUUCUCUCUCGGUGCUGAUACUGCCCUCAAUGAAAUCACUGUUGCCAUUGACAAGAUCAAGCAGAGUGCCACUGGUUCCAAGCGUCGUGUCUUUGUUGUUGAGACAAUGGGAGGUUACUGUGGUUACCUAGCGACCAUAGGCGCAGUGGCUGGUGGUGCCGAUGCAGCCUAUAUCCACGAGGAAGCCUUCGGUAUUGAUGACUUGCGCGAAGAUGUCACUCAUUUGCGCGCAAAGAUGGCCUCUAAUGUGCAGCGUGGUCUGGUACUGAGAGCUGAAUAUGCUAACAAGAACUACACCACGGAUUUCAUCCACAAACUAUUCACAGAAGAGGGUCAGGGUAUCUUUGACUGCCGAAUGUGUGUUCUAGGUCACAUUCAACAAGGCGGUGAACCAUCACCAUUCGAUCGUAUUCACGGUACCAAAUUGGGUGUCCUGGCCAUUGAUUGGUUGGACACACAAAUGAACACUUUUCUCACUCAAGAAGGUUCUGUAUGCACCAGCAAUCAUGAAGCUUGUGUGCUUCUUGGUCUAAUCAAGCGCGCCUAUGAGUACUCUCGUGUGGAGGAUCUCAAGCGCAUAACUGACUUCAAACACCGUGUGCCUGUUGACAACUGGUGGCUCAACCUACGUCCCCUUAUGCGUAUUAUGGCCAAGCACGAGAGUUUAUAUGAGUCUGAGAGCAUUAUGCUUGGUGCUGAUAGAAUUUAG